This is a messenger RNA of Rhodamnia argentea, 1655 nucleotides long. RefSeq names its product B3 domain-containing transcription factor VRN1-like. Gene Ontology annotation, molecular function: DNA binding. NCBI's taxonomy places the organism in Eukaryota, Viridiplantae, Streptophyta, Magnoliopsida, Myrtales, Myrtaceae. Bases 273 to 1655 code for a protein of 460 amino acids. The record is from RefSeq and is a predicted model, not a curated record. The transcript has 6 exons.
UAUAUUUGAUUAAACAAUAACUUCAUAUGCCUCCUUACUGCGGGCUGGAUUGAUGUUUGGAAUUUUCCGUUUGGAGUAACUAAUUUGUGUCUUUUCAGGAAAUAAAUAUUACAUAGUUUUAUCAUUUGGCGACAAUAACAUUAUCAAUCUCGGUAAGGUUCUUUUAUGAUAAGGUCGCCUCAGGAGCAAAGGCAAAUCGCACAAACCACCACCACCAACCACCUCCUCCUCCUCCUCCUCCUCCUUCAGUGACCCCCGUGACACUACCGUACAUGGCUUGCGGUAGCCGUCGGCCGAGAGAAAAUGGGGGUGCCGAGCUAGAUGUCGGGACUGGACCUCGUCUUGAUAGUCCUCACUUCUUCAAGAUCAUUCUCUCCGACACCCUUCAAUCUGGGAAGCUCGGAAUUCCGAAAAAAUUCUUGGGAAGAUAUGGAAAGGAUCUCCCAAGCUUGGUGCUACUCAAGGUUCCGGGCAGCUCGACUUGGAGAAUUGGAGUAGAAAAGCCUAACGACGGCACGGCUUGGUUGUGGAAAGGGUGGCGAGAAUUUAUGCAGUAUUACUCUGUUGGUCAUGGUCACCUCAUAGUUUUCAAAUAUGAAGGAAUCUCCAGUUUUCACGUGAUGAUAUUUGAUAAGAGUGCUUCGGAGAUUGAUUAUUCGUCGAGCUGCAUAUCGAACCUCAGGAGUGGAUUUAUCUCGCCGAAGAGGGAGGAUGUGGUAGAACUUGAAGAUUCGAAGGAUUGCACUCCUCGUCAAAAAAUGAGGGUCGAACCUCAUUCACCAUGUUCUCAGUCGAGUCCAAGCUGCUCAUCACAAGAUCUCGAAGAAGGGAUCGGACAUUCUAGAUGCAGAGUGAGCCAUCCUGAGUGGAAUGGCCUGACAAGUUCGCGUCCUCUUCCUAGUUUUGAAUUUGCCAGCGAAUUUGACUCAGAGUAUCCUUUUUUCAAGGUGGUGAUCCGGCCAUCUUAUAUUGGACAUGGUACACUGAAUGUUCCUCGUGGUUUCAUCAGACAGCACAUCCGGAAAAUGAAGGAACUCGCAACGCUUACGCAUUCAGACAGAACAUGGCCGGUGAAGCUUAGGAGCUAUCCAAAUGCAGCGGCAUUCUCUUCUGGUUGGAUGGCAUUUGUGAGAGGAACUCGCUUGCGUGUAGGAAAUGUCUGCGUGUUCGAGCUAAUUGAUAGAGAUGACAUUGUAUUCAGAGUCUACGUUAUCAGCAGUGCAGACAGGAACAAAUGGUCUAGAUGCAGAAUGAACCAUUCUGAGCCGGUAUUUCGUGGUCCUACUCUUCCGAGGCCUCUCAGGACUACUGAGUUAGCCAGCGAAUUUGGUUUGGAGCAUCCCUUCUUCAAAAUGGUGAUACGACGGUCUCAUUUUAGGACAUUGCGUGUUCCCGGCAAAUUCGUCCGGCAGCAUAUUGAAGAAAACAAGAAAACAGCAACUCUUACGUAUUCAGACAGAUCAUGGGCAGUGAAUCUCUCAAGAUAUAAGCGGGACGCCCGCUUGUUGUUCUCUGCUGGGUGGCCUGUGUUUGCAAGAGAAGCUCAUUUGCGUGUAGGAAAUGCCUGCGUUUUUGAGCUUAUUGACAGGGAUGAUGUUAUGUUCAAAGUCUCCAUCUUAAAUAAUGGUGACGAGCGCGAGAUUCACCUCGAUUGA